ACUCUAAAAGAGAAUCGAUACCUUCGGGGGAAAAACGGCGCAAAUGUCCGCUUCCAACGUCGCAGGGCGCUUGUGUGUGUGCUCGUGCGUGACAAAGAACGUGUGUAUUAGUGUGUACAUGUAUACGUGUUGAACUUUGUGUGUGUAUGUGUUAACAGAAAGCAGGGCGGGAAGAAGUAGAUGUGUCAGUGCUGUUAAAAACGAUAGAAGGUUACUGACAAGGGAGACUACACUGUAACUCUAUACCAGAAGCAACACACAAGCUGCAAGAUGGCGCAAGGCCCAGGCUCUGGGCGUUCAAAGGAAAAAUGGAAACAGAGCAAGAAAACAACGCAAUUUGUCAAAGACAACUUCAAGCGACGAGUCUGCUGCACCUUUGUCGGCCGAGAUGGCCGCGAGGACUCUGAGUGUGUGUGCCGGCUGGCCAGGAGUGAGCACGCACAGCCAGUGACGGUCGGUGAGGCGCAUGUGCCGUGGGCGUGGGAGACGAACACAAGGCAAGAGGCCACAGACGCCUUUGGCGACAUGGACUUCCAGCGUUUUGGAGAGAGGAACAAACCGUACGUGCGGCUGUCUCCUGACACGGACAUGAACAAAGUCCUGAAGCUGAUGGCGAACUACUGGCAACUGAGCCCCCCAAACCUGCUCAUCUCCGUCACUGGCGGGGCCAAGGACUUCCAAGUGAAAUCAGGACUCAGGGCCAAAUUCCAGAAGGGUCUCAUUAAAGCAGCUUUACCGACAGGAGCCUGGGUGAUCACAGGCGGUAUGAACGACGGAGUCAUGCGUUAUGUGGGCGAGGCCGUGAGAAACUACGAGAAGCUGGCUAGUAGCAAAGAAAGUAAGGCCGUCACCAUAGGUGUGGCCCCAUGGGGCUGUCUGAAGAAUCGCGAACAGUUGGUCCGUGGUGAGGGUAAGUGGCCGGCAAAAUACCCGAUCGUCCCGUCGUCUACGCCGGAGAGCGGCAUGGCUUACCUAGACCCAGACCACAGCCAUUUCCUCCUGGUGGACAAUGGGACACACAAGACAUGGAAGACCGAGAUUCCUUUCCGGACGAAAUUAGAACAGGAGAUCAAGGAAAAAUAUGGAGUUCCUGCCUGUCUGCUGGUCCUGGAAGGAGGGGAGGGAACCCUGGAGAACUGGUUCUCUGCCCUCCAAAACGGCAUCCCUACCGUCAUCAUAAAGGGCUCCGGAAGAGUCGCUGACAUUCUGGCUUUUGCUUACCAGAAUUUGAAGUUUGAUGAGCAGAAGAAUAUUUACGACGAUCGAGGCGAGAAAACGACAAGCCGCAUAGCAUUCCUUGACGCCGACACCCGCUCCAAGAUUCGGGAGAUGAUGAGGGAUCGGGCCAAACUUCCGGUCAAGAACCUGGACACGUCCAUGCAGCAAGUGUUCUCCAUCUGCAGCUACCACGACAAAGUCUCGGUCUUUGAAAUGGACCACGUCAACUCCGCCACAGACAUUGAUCUCGCCAUCUUGAAUUCGAUACUGCAAGAUUUCAGCAAAAUUGAGAAACAACUGGAGCUAGCCCUGCAAUGGGACAGAGCAGACGUAGCCAGGGACAAGAUCCUCACUGAUGACGUCAUUAGAACAGGGUCUCUGACACCCAGCAUGCUAGAGGUACUCCUGGAGAAAGCGAUCGUCAAAGACAGAGUGGAGUUUGUCGAACUAUUCCUGUCCUGUCAGGUCCAGGUGGAGCUCAACAACUUCCUCACGCCCGAGAGACUGACAGGUCUGUAUAAGGAGAUCCCGCAGCAUUUUCUUCUGUACGAGCUUCUGACGAAAUCCUGCGCUCCCAGCAAGUGAUGAUAUCGCCCGCCCUCAAGUUAUUUGUGUGGUCAGUUCUCAUGGGCUACAAAGACAUGUCAAUGGUAUUCUGGAGAGAGGGAAAGAUGAAGGACAUCCUCUACUUCUUCCUGUUUUUACUAAUGUUCGUGGCCUCUUACGCCAUCUCGUCAGAAGCCAUCCUGUACCCCAACACAGAGCUCGGCCUUCUGACCUUCUACCAUAUACCCCGCAAGGCCUACUGGCAGAUCUACGGGGAGCUCUUUCUGGAUGAUCUCGAGGUGACACCUACCAACGAAUCAAGGGCGCCACAAACAAGCACUGGGCCUUCCUCCGCUUCCGCCUCAUCAACGACUUGUCCUAUCGGCCCAGACUGCCGCAUCCUCUUCUGAUCCUGUCCUACUUGAUGGACGUCUGUGUCUGGCUGCGCGCCAAAUGUACCAAGUGUGCCUCGUCCACAGCCACCUCUUCCCCGCACGAAACUGAACGGCUGCAGGAUGAAGAGCAGAAGUUGAUUCACUGGGAAAACGCCAUCGCGGAUGAGUACAUCGUGGGCGCGACCCGAGCUCAAGAUCGCGACCAUAGGAACAUGCGUGACGUCAUACCCUCAGUUGGAAUGACCGAUCCAACCGUUGUUGAGAGAUUAGCGAAACUGGAGAACCAGAUAGAAAGUACCGCCCAGACACUGCUGAGAGUUGAGAGGACAUUGGAAGCCAGCCUCAAGCCCAGAGGCAAAACACAUUUUGAUUCUUCAGAUGACCUGAGCAGACAUCGAAGUCUCCGGCUGAACCUCCAGUCUCGGAUGUCGCCCUACCAUAUGUUCAAGGAUGUGAAUAGAUUCCCCGUGCCUGACGACAAGGUGCCUUGGAGUGUAAGUGGACUGUUUUUUGUUGGUCUUCCUCAUCUCCCUUUUGAUCUUCUCUUCUCCUCAUCCUCUCCUCGUCCUCCGAGGUCGAGAGACUCCAGAUGGUGA
Molecule: messenger RNA, 2755 nt
Organism: Aplysia californica (California sea hare)
Lineage: Eukaryota; Metazoa; Mollusca; Gastropoda; Aplysiida; Aplysiidae
Product: transient receptor potential cation channel subfamily M member-like 2
Biological process (GO): calcium ion transmembrane transport
Cellular component (GO): membrane
Molecular function (GO): ligand-gated calcium channel activity
Source: RefSeq, a predicted model, not a curated record